CAAUUUCUCCCAGCAAAACUCCACCGGAAGUCCAGCUCAUCCUCCAGACUCGGCUCCAGAUCGUGCAGAAAAGAGCGUGUUUGGUGAAAUUUUACGGCGUUAUUUCACUCAUUCCCUUCAUGUCUCCGCGCUGAUCCGUUGUUUGGAGCUGAAAUACCCCGGUACCAUGGCCCACCUCACACAAAACUCCGCCGACAAAGAACGGUUUAUCUGUUUGUACCCAAUUUAUAUCAACAGUAAAAAGACUUUAGCUGAGGGACGGAGGAUUCCCACAGAGAAGGCUGUAGAAAAUCCAUCAUGCACUGAGAUCAGAGAUGUGCUAACAGCAGCUGGCCUCAAUGUUUAUGUAGAGGGUAUGUGUUUUUGCGUUUCAGAAUAAAUGCAUCCUCGAGAGUGGAACAGAGAUGUGCAGUUCAGAGGGAGGGUUCGAGUGCAGCUCAAACAGGCCAGUGGAGAACUGUGCAACGACAAGUUCAGCUCACGCAAAGAUGUGAUGUUCUAUGUGGCAGAGAUGAUUCCAAAGUUGAAGACACGCACACAAAAGAGCAGUGGAGCAGACAGCAGCUCUCAACCAGGAGACGGAGGCAAGAAGAGCAAGAAAAAGAAGAAAUAAACCCUUGAGCCUCACACUAAUUUAUCAGCAGCCAUCUUUUUUAUUUUUGGAGGAAGCAAGCAGACAAAGUCAUAGUGAACAUUUGAGUUUUUGAAGAUUUGAUGUGGACUAAAUUAAAAGAACCAUUUGUUGAACAGUGUGUUUUUGUGCAAGAAAUAAAAUAAAUUGGCUUUUCUGCAGAGUCAUGA
This is a messenger RNA of Boleophthalmus pectinirostris (great blue-spotted mudskipper), 801 nucleotides long. RefSeq names its product signal recognition particle 19 (gene srp19). Lineage: Eukaryota; Metazoa; Chordata; Actinopteri; Gobiiformes; Gobiidae. The record is from RefSeq and is a predicted model, not a curated record. Gene Ontology annotation, biological process: SRP-dependent cotranslational protein targeting to membrane; SRP-dependent cotranslational protein targeting to membrane, signal sequence recognition. The transcript is spliced from 5 exons. Gene Ontology annotation, cellular component: signal recognition particle, endoplasmic reticulum targeting. Gene Ontology annotation, molecular function: 7S RNA binding.